AUGCUGGUCCCUGGAUUGAGCGGGAGGCUAAUGCAGGUUGGGACCGUUGUCCGCCCCGCCCGCGGCGUGGAUGACGCUGUUUCGGGCAUGGUUGCUGCUGCGGCUUCAACUGGCCUUGCGCGCAAACACUGGCGCACCACGGCUAAUUACGAGGUCUUUGCGGGAAGUGGAGGUGCAGCGAAGAUGAAGCUGGUUCGAUGGUGCCAAUGCCAACACCUGUCCACUUCGUACACGCGCUCAUUGGCAGUGCCUUGUGCAAGGCUACCGGUUGAAUGCUCGGUCAACCACAUGGCGGAUUUCUCCCGGGGGGCAGCACGUGAGGAGCUUGCAGGCAUCUUCCCGCACCCAUCCAUGUCGCCGCAAGGUAGACGUCUGCAUCCAGCAUUCCAAUACAUCUCCCAAGACAAUGCCCCCAUGCGCCACGGUAUUGAACGAGCAGCGUCGUACGAUGCUGACCACGAAAUGUGCAGUUCACCCAUCGCACCUUCCCCACACCCACCGCUUUGCCCGCUGCAUUGGGAUUAA
Neohortaea acidophila is the source of this 525-nucleotide messenger RNA. RefSeq lists its product as uncharacterized. The record is from RefSeq and is a predicted model, not a curated record. The coding region runs from base 1 to 525 and encodes 174 amino acids. NCBI's taxonomy places the organism in Eukaryota, Fungi, Ascomycota, Dothideomycetes, Mycosphaerellales, Teratosphaeriaceae. The transcript has a single exon.